Messenger RNA from Paramuricea clavata, 393 nucleotides. The record is from the annotation of a GenBank genome assembly. NCBI's taxonomy places the organism in Eukaryota, Metazoa, Cnidaria, Anthozoa, Malacalcyonacea, Plexauridae.
AUGGAGAAUUUCAAAGCGAUCAUUGAGCUGCGCUCUCCAUUUUCAAUAAAAUUACUCGGUCACAGGUACGUUUUGAUCCAUCUCGAGCGAAUCAAAAGCUUACUAAGUAGAGAAGAUGCUGUUGCCAGCCGCCUGGAUAUGAGAUCUUACAGGCAGUACGUGGAUGAGCUGGAACAUAACUGGGAUGACAAUAUUUACAUGGGCUGUUGUGUGGUGCGGAAGGAUGACCUGGCAGAAAAACCUAUAGCCGUGGCCAUUGCCUCUGCAAGGGAACACAGGGAAGAUGUUAGGAGGCCGACGGAACUCAAUUGGCAAAGAACCGAAGCCUACAGGGACAAGGAACAACAAUGGUGUUUGGAUUAUUUGGUGAGGGCCAGGCAGUGUCUGGGGUAA